Papaver somniferum (opium poppy) is the source of this 681-nucleotide messenger RNA. RefSeq names its product troponin T, cardiac muscle isoforms-like. The record is from RefSeq and is a predicted model, not a curated record. The transcript has a single exon. NCBI's taxonomy places the organism in Eukaryota, Viridiplantae, Streptophyta, Magnoliopsida, Ranunculales, Papaveraceae. The coding region runs from base 1 to 681 and encodes 226 amino acids.
AUGAGCGGAACGCAGGAGGAUGAGGAGGAAACCAAUGAAGCAAAAAUUCGUAUCGAGGAAGAUAAUAACGCAAUUCCAGAGGAAGGAGGACAGGUCAAUCAAAAACAAGGUUUAAAGGCCGCGAAGGGGAAGGUUGCUGAAGGAAAUGAAAUGACAAAGAAUAAAAAGGAAACUCCCACGACAAAGGAGAAGCGAAUUCCACGAGAAGGAGGGAAGAUGAACCGGUCAAGAGGCAAAAAGGCACAGAGACAAGAGGUCGAGGAAAGCGUUGAAAUACAAAAUUCACCAAAUAAAUUUAAAGAAAGUCGCGAAGACGAGGAGAUGGACCGGUUAAAGGAAGAACUUUACCAAGAGAGGCGGAGGAAAGAGGAUGUGGUCAGGGAACGAAUAAGGUUAGAAAGGGAAAAUGAGAAGUUGAUCAUCAGAAAUAAUCAUUUGAAAAAGAAGCAUGCAAAUAGUAAUAUGCAGGAGGAGAGAUAUGCUAUGGGAGAAGCACGAACUAAAGAAAGACAUUACACGCGAAAACUAGAAGUCCUGGGACGAGGUGAGCAAAAUGAGCGAGAAGACUUGAAGAAGGCCAUAGAAAGCAGCAGAAGAGAAUUCAGGGAAAGGGAGUAUCGAAUGCAACAAUCAAUAGCAGUUACUCGAGGAAGAAACAAUAUCCCCAAGGAAAGGAGAUAA